AUGCUGUCCACGCUGUUCCGCGGCAAGGAGCUGUUCAAGUCAGCCAACCGGGACGAGGCAGUCACCUACGGUGCGCCGUGCAGGGCGCCACCCUGGAUGGCAUCAGCAACGACGCCACCAACUGCUGCUGGUCGAUGUCACCCCGCUGUCACAGGGUAUUGA
Messenger RNA from Phytophthora nicotianae INRA-310, 162 nucleotides. RefSeq lists its product as hypothetical. The transcript has a single exon. NCBI's taxonomy places the organism in Eukaryota, Oomycota, Peronosporomycetes, Peronosporales, Peronosporaceae. The record is from RefSeq and is a predicted model, not a curated record. The coding region runs from base 1 to 162 and encodes 53 amino acids.